Molecule: messenger RNA, 2994 nt
Organism: Pistacia vera
Lineage: Eukaryota; Viridiplantae; Streptophyta; Magnoliopsida; Sapindales; Anacardiaceae
Product: putative phospholipid:diacylglycerol acyltransferase 2
Exons: 6
Coding region: 524-2596 (690 amino acids)
Biological process (GO): lipid metabolic process
Cellular component (GO): cytoplasm
Source: RefSeq, a predicted model, not a curated record
AUUACACUUUCCUCCUCUCUCGCCUUGCUUUCAUCUCUCUCUGCAGUAUACUUCCAAAAGCACUCAUUUAUUUUUCAGUGUCGGUCACGAUGCUUUACUGAAGAAGAAAGAAGCCGAUAAUUUGAUUCCUCUUUCGUUUUCUUAUCGAGAGGGUGUGUUUGUGUGUUGUUUUGUUGUUCUGUGCAUGCACAAACAUACACUACUCUCCUUAUCUUCGUCUUCGUCUCCACGUGGUCUCGCUUUUUUUUUUGUUUUUUUUUCUUGUAACGGCUAUCAUCAAAGAGCCCAUCACUCUCUUCUCUCUGCACUAUAAUUUAUCAUCAUCAACUUCACCCUCUUCUCCAUUUGUCAUUUUCCCUUCUUCUUCUUGCUUAAUUUUGCUCGCUUUGAACUCAAUUUCAACCUAAAACUUUAGUUCUCUGUUCCUGUAAGGCCAAUUUUAAGUUGCUUUCAUGUUUGUUUUAAUGUGUUAGUGAACUUUGAGGUGGGUUUUGAUAAUUAAGUUAAAUUUGAUCGAGAAGUUAUGGCUUCGAUUCUCCGGUUUCGUAAGCUGUGCUAUAUGGAGCCAGUGAAGUUUCGAACUUUUGAUGAAUCCCCAAAACUUUAUCAAAAGCUUGAUAAGAAAACAGAUGAUAAUAAUGUGAUUUUAACUGCUAAAAGUGUGUUAGAAACCGAUACCAAGAAGAAAAAGUGCACCAAAAAGCCGUCUAAAGAGUGGAGGUGCGUGGAUACUUGUUGUUGGAUGAUUGGCUGUUUGUGCACAACUUGGUGGUUUCUCUUGUUCUUGUACCAUUGUUUUCCGGCCACAUUGCCCGGUUUUCAAGUCCCCGAAUCGCCUGGAGUGAGGCUAAAGCGUGAUGGCUUGACGGCUAACCACCCCGUUGUUUUGGUGCCUGGCUUUGUGACAGGAGGACUAGAACUCUGGGAGGGCAGGCCUUGUGCUGAAGGCUUGUUCCGCAAAAGGCUUUGGGGCGGUAGCUUCACUGAAAUCUUUAAAAGGCCCUCAUGUUGGUUGGAGCACUUGUCUUUGGACAAUGAGACUGGCCUUGACCCACCAGGGAUUCGAGUUCGUCCGGUUCCAGGGCUGGUUGCAGCUGACUAUUUUGCUACUGGGUAUUUUGUGUGGGCUGUACUUAUUGAAAAUUUGGCAAAGAUUGGAUAUGAGGGGAAGAAUUUGUAUAUGGCUGCCUAUGAUUGGCGGCUGUCUUUCCAAAACACCGAGAUUCGGGACCAAGCUCUUAGUAGAUUGAAGAGUAAAAUUGAGCUUUUGUAUGUAACCAACGGCUAUAAGAAAGUAGUUGUGGUGCCCCAUUCAAUGGGGGUUAUCUAUUUUCUACACUUCCUUAAAUGGGUUGAAACACCUCCUCCCAUGGGGGGUGGUGGUGGUCCAGGUUGGUGUGCGAAGCAUAUCAAAGCGGUUAUGAACAUUGGUCCAGCAUUUCUGGGUGUUCCAAAGACAGUUAGUAAUCUGUUCUCAGCUGAGGGCAAAGACAUUGCUUAUCUCAGAGCUAUGGCGCCUGGUGUUUUGGAUUCUGAGAUUCUUGGACUUCAAACUCUGGAACAUGUCAUGCGGGUAUCUCGAACAUGGGAUUCUGUCAUUUCCUUGAUGCCUAAAGGUGGAGAAACAAUCUGGGGUAACUUGGACUCAUCUCCAGAUGAAGGGCAUGCUUGCCAGUCUGUAAAGAAAGGACAAUAUGCGCCAUCUUCAAAUGGCAUGAAUGCCAACCACACUGAUAUAAACACAGGCUUCCAAGUAAAAGAAACUGUGAAGUGUGGAAGGAUAAUCUCUUUUGGCAAGGCAGAAUCGGAAUUACCUUCUUCACAGAUCCCUAAUCUUGAUACAGAGGAGUUUUUGCGCUCAAGUACCUCCAAAAAUGUUAACUCAUCAUGUGGAGAGGUCUGGACUGAAUAUGACGAGAUGAGUAGGGAAAGCAUCAGGAAGGUUGCAGAGAAGAAAGUUUACACUGCAAGAACUCUUCUUGAUCUACUUCGAUUUGUGGCUCCAAAAAUGAUGCAAAGAGCUGAGGCUCAUUUCUCUCAUGGGAUAGCUGACAAUCUUGAUGAUCCUAAAUAUGCCCAUUACAAGUAUUGGUCCAAUCCACUUGAAACCAAGUUGCCUGAUGCUCCAGACAUGGAGAUACACUGCUUAUAUGGUGUUGGUAUCCCUACGGAAAGAUCAUAUGUCUACAAGCUCUCACCUACUAAUAAGUGCAAAAACAUUCCAUUCCGGAUAGAUGCCUCAGCCAAUGGAGAUGAGAACAGCUGCUUGAAAGGUGGGGUUUACUUCGUCGACGGAGAUGACAGUGUGCCGGUUCUUAGUGCCGGGUUCAUGUGUGCUAAAGGGUGGAGAGGAAGAACCAGGUUCAACCCUUCCGGCAUUGCUACAUACAUCAGAGAGUACAGGCACAAGCCACCAACUAGCCUUCUGGAGGGAAGGGGUAUCGAGAGUGGAGCACAUGUUGACAUUAUGGGUAAUGUUGCAUUAAUUGAAGACGUAUUGCGAGUCGCUGCUGGAGCCUCUGGAGCUGAAAUUGGAGGCGAUCAGAUUUACUCUGAUAUCAGAAGAAUGUCCGAGAGAAUAAAUCUUGAGCUAUAAGUACAUUAUAAGAAUAUCACGCAGAAUAAACCAUCAGCUAUGAUAAUGUUAAGAACAGAGAGGAGAGGACUAGAAGUGGUGUAGAGUUGCAGGAAUGAGAGUUUCUUGAUAACUAACUAUAAUUAACCACCAAGCAUAAAACCCACGAAACAGGCUUGGUUAUGUGAAGAAAUAACUGGGGAGAAAGGAGCAAGUACAGAAAUCAACUGCAGCAGAAGAGGGACUGAAAAUGAUCAAUUUUCGCGCUCGCCCUGGAGCUAGAAAGCAGAGGUUGUAUGUAUCUAUUACCAAUGUUGCAAAUUUCUCGGGUUUUGUAAUAAAAAUAAAUCACAAUUCAAAACCGUUUCCUUCUGGAAAAUUUUGCCUCAUUUUCCAUAAUGUUUUGACGAUCUUGGGAG